UGAAAAUAGAGAAAAAAAAAAGAGAGAGAAAAAUGUGCUAGCCAAAUGGCUAGUAAGAAAAAUUCCUACGUUCCAUAGGCUAGGCACGUUUUAAGAAACAAGAGGACUUUGGUUUUGCAGUUUUGGACAUAGCAAGAACUGCUGUAAUGGCGAUGUUUGUCUGUUUCAAACAUUUGGUCUCCAUUACUCCUCUUUGGUCUCCAUUUCCACCAUCAUGAGGCCUCCCAAAGCAAUGGCCCAGGAUUCGUACAAUCGUGGCCAAGAGCAUCCAUUCUUUGCUGGUCUGUUAAGAGGUAAUGAAAGUGGCGGCCGGAGUAUUUCUCGUUCAACAUCAGAUAUUGGAGAUUUCAGAAGUAAAAAAUUUUCAGAUAUCUCUGGAAAGUCCAAGGACUUGCCAAUAAAGGAUUCUGUCUCAGACAUUCUUGAACCCUUCGAGCAGACUGCAUUUGGGACAUUGUGGAAGAUUCCUACAUCAACCUCUUUCGAAUUCCAACGUUCUCAAUUUGAUUCCAGCGUUGAUUCAGGCGGUACAAAUGAUUUAGUGAAAGCAUCCAGUCCCGAUACCUUUGAAACAACUGAAGCACACCAAAGUGUGCCUGUCCUAGCAAGACCUAUAGUUGAAAAAUGAUUUGUUCUGAACUAAAGGAAAUCGAACCUGUCAAAGAUUCCGCCUCCUCAGUCAGCCGCAUCAUUUUAUAAUGGAUAUUCCCCACAAUUUGAAAUUUUGGAAUCAUGUGACAGAACUAUGAGGCUAAAUUUAUACUUGAAAGCUAGAAAGAAUGAUGUGAGUGGCGGUGUUCCGGGAAAAUUCUUGCAUGCUGUAAUUGGCCAGGAUGUUUCAGAUGUUGGAUCCUUAGCUUCAAUCAUCAUGUAUGCUUUCUACUUGAACGAAACACUCGAAAGUGACGAGUUCUGCACUGUACCUAUCAUUAAUAUGAAGAGGGAAGACCUAAGUUCUCAUGCAGAACUAAAAUGGUUGCUGGAUUCAUGUCAUUUUGAUUAUUCAUCCUUAAUCUUUGUAGAUGAGAUUGAUCUUUCAUAUUAUGAUCUGUUUGGGUGUCUCAAGUUAGAUCUACGGAAUGGACACAAGCUCCAAACAAGACAAGUGACACUGAAGGAAGCGGUCGUUGAAGUAUUCAACUGCAGAAAGGCGCAUUUUGGUGAAUCUGUGUAUCCUUGGGUUGAGAAUGUUACUCUUGGUCAGGACUGCUCGUGCUGUACCCUUAUUGCUGAAAAGUUGUUCUUGACUUCACCUGAGCUAUCGGCUGGGCAUGGAUUCAGCAGACUAUUGGACCUAUUGCUCCUAAACCCAGAUAAUUCCAUUUCCUUUUAGUUUCUUUUGUUUUUCUGUUCAAUCAUGAUCUACUAAUUAGACCAUUUUCUUUAUAUAUUUCUCAAAUUUCUCUUUUAGUUUCUUCACAUAUAUCAGUUGAAUCUAAUCAACUUCUUGGACAAUAGUUUCCUGUUCUUUUCAAUUUCAUUUAUUUUUUUUACUUUCUGGUGGACAAAAGGUAUGACUUGGACAAACAUACGAGCGUUUCUAUUCAAUCUUGACUUGGAACCAAAUUUCUCUUCUUAUAUCUGGUUGUUUUUCGAUCAGUUAGCUGGCAUCCUAAUGGACACUGGAAAUCUUACUAGCCCUCAUUGCACAACGAAAGACAAGUACAUGACUACUUUGUUACUCAAUGGUGCUGGUCGCUUUGGAUCCAAUGGUUUUUACCAGAUAAUGAGAUACAAAAUGUAUGAUAUCUCUGAUCUUAAAGUAGUCGACAUAUUGCGCAAGGAUUUUAAGAAGUGGACAAGAGGAGGUAAGCCAGAUGCAACUAGUUCAAGAUUAAUGGUGUCAAACGUUGGGAUGAGUCCAUAGGCAUAUCAAUAGAGCAGUUUCUUGCUCACGAGCAUUCUUCAACAGAAGAAAUCAAAUAUUUCCAGCGGAGUAACUAAGCACACAUUAAUGCAAAUGCAGACAUGCUGUCUGUUCUUGUGCUUUGUCCUUUUUAUUAUUAGCUCUUACAAUGUCUUCUGGUUAUAAACAUUACCUCCAUCAGUUUAUGUGAUGGUGUUUGGCUACAACUUGCUAAUUUUAAUUUGUUGCUAAAUCUCAAGAGUUGGAGAAGCUUCGGUUGCUCAUGAUUGUAUCGGUGUAUUAUGAUGCUGAAAAGAACUUCAAGCUCUAAAGAAAUUAUUGGUUUUAUUAUUUUUGUUUAUUUAUUUACUGAAUUUCUGCUUAUGCAUAUUUUUGUUGUAACUUAGAGGGAGAUACUGGUCUCUGCUGAAACUACGGAACUUAUGAGGAAUCUGCUCUCCGUCUUAAGUUCAAAUGCCUCCCAUCUGCCACUCAAAGCUAUGCAUCAACCA
Messenger RNA from Populus trichocarpa (black cottonwood), 2358 nucleotides. RefSeq lists its product as uncharacterized. The record is from RefSeq and is a predicted model, not a curated record. Bases 746 to 1333 code for a protein of 195 amino acids. The transcript is spliced from 9 exons. Gene Ontology annotation, cellular component: cytoplasm. Gene Ontology annotation, molecular function: exopolyphosphatase activity. Lineage: Eukaryota; Viridiplantae; Streptophyta; Magnoliopsida; Malpighiales; Salicaceae.